Molecule: messenger RNA, 1241 nt
Organism: Dissoconium aciculare CBS 342.82
Lineage: Eukaryota; Fungi; Ascomycota; Dothideomycetes; Mycosphaerellales; Dissoconiaceae
Exons: 1
Coding region: 301-951 (216 amino acids)
Source: RefSeq, a predicted model, not a curated record
CAUCUAGUGUGUAUCUGCGUGAGUGGCAAACCCUCACACGUUCGCUACAAUCAACCCUCACUGUUCGAGGAAAAGCGACCGUCUUCUCCCUGAACCCCCGAACGCCAAUUUCGCCGCUGCAAAGAUGUCGGAGAGAUGGAAAGCCAUUCUGGUAUGUUGUCGCAGCAAAAUUCGGACCAAGAAAAUUCGUCAAAUCUGAAGAGAAACAAAAAUGCCUCGAUAGAUAGAUAAAUAGAUAGUAACCACAGAUCGAGAAGACAAAAGAGCCGAUUCCAGUCAGAGAAAAGACCCGAGCCAAAGAUGCAGGGAGAGAUGGGCAAGAAGCGAAAACCGACUUAUUGCAUCUCGUGCAGUCCCGGCACGCUGUCCUGGCUCAUGUGUCUCGGUCUCAACGGCCGCGGCACAGAAUCGCUCGAAAGCUGUCUCUCAUGCGGGAUGCGCAACGGCGGCACCGAGUCGCUCGAGAUGUGUCGGUCGUUCGGGCUGACCAGCGCUGCCGGGCUCGUUCCGGGACUGCCGGCCGCGUUGGGGUCGGGGCUCGGGGCUUCGCGGAGCUGGCUGAGCGUCUGGAAGUGUUGCUGCUCGUCGUGGUUCAUCGGCGAGAUGGCGCUGACGGCGCUGCCCCAGGAAAUGGGAGAGCGGUGGUUCACGGGGCGGGUGGAGCCGCCGUCCAGUUCGUGCAUUUCUGGCACCGGGGCGGGUUGCGGGACGCGGUUGAGUUGGGCUUGGCGUUGCGCGUGGAAGGCGGAGACGGUUUGCGUGGCGUCGAGUUCGGAUUUGAAGAAGGCUGGGUCGUCACCUGGCGGUGAGCCGACGACGGGUGGUGGGCCGAAUUCGUUGCCCGGCUUAAAGUACUCGCCCAUGACGUGGCGACGCUGUUCGUCGACAUUGCCGAAUUCGGAGUCUGCAGCGAGGGUGGUGUCGCCCACGCUGGAGGGGGUUUGGUGGUAGCGCGGUCGCUUCUUCUUGUUGGUGUUGUUGUUGAGGAAGGCUUGGCGACGACGUCGCCAGAAGACGAAGAUAAGAGCUCCGAUGAGCGCAACACCGGCAAGGGCACCGAUCGCAAUUCCGGCAAUGGCACCGGCGCCUAGAGGCGCGGCAGCAGCAGUCGGGGUGGGGCUGCUGUUGCUGCUAGAGCUGCCAAUUGUGACGACACCAGAGGUGGAAGUCCCAGAGACGUCUUGAGCUACACCAAUGGUCAGAACCUUGGCCUCGUAGUCGGCUGUGAGGUAACUAGUUGA